Messenger RNA from Penicillium alfredii, 291 nucleotides. RefSeq lists its product as uncharacterized. Lineage: Eukaryota; Fungi; Ascomycota; Eurotiomycetes; Eurotiales; Aspergillaceae. The coding region runs from base 1 to 291 and encodes 96 amino acids. The record is from RefSeq and is a predicted model, not a curated record. The transcript has a single exon.
AUGUGUCGCCAAUACUUCACCCUCUACGAGUGGUGCCAGUGCGAAGAAGACGCCGGCCAGAGUGUCUGCGCCGGCUACCGCCGCAGCGGCUGCCCCGGGGUCAGCAUCGAGACAGUCCACAUGCACUGCUUCUGCAACUCUCAUGCCACCCGAGGAUUCAAGUCAGAGAAGCAGACCCGGAAGGAAGAAGACAAGGUGCGACGCCAGUCUCAAGAUUCCAUGGAUGAGAAGGCCAGCUUUGGUCGCCGCUGGUUCCAGUGGUAUCAGUGGCGGGGCCUGCGCUCCCACUGA